UCAGAGGAAUAUCUUGAUAAAAUUGGACAGGACUAUCAUAACUUCCUGUUUGUUAAAAUUCCACCAAAAUUCACAUCAAAAAUUCAACCUAAAUGACAAAUUACUAAAUUUUAGAAAUCAUUAAGAAAAACAUGAGUUUACUAUUUUCAAAGUUUUGACAAACUUUAUUGAUAGGAAAUCAAAACUUUGAAAAUAUGAGUUUACUAUUUUCAAAGUUAAAAUUACCCGUAAGUUCUUUGGUCCUGUCACGUUCUUAUGUAGUUGCAAUAAGUUUACAACAAAAUGCAUCAAAUAACUCUAUUUUAAUUGAAGAGUUUACCAAAUUAUGCCAUAAAAGAGAUUUACCCAGAGCUAUAAAUGCUAUGAAAAGCUUGGAAAACUCUGGUCUAAUGGCGGAUUGUACUGUUUACUCUGAGCUUAUAAAAUGUUGCAUUUCUCGUAAGGCAAUUCAGGAAGGCAAAUAUAUUCAUAAGCAUUUGUUUUCAAAUGGGCAUCAACCUGAAUCAUUUUUACUUAGCAUGCUGGUUAAUAUGUAUGUUAAAUUCAACUUAUUGGUUGAAGCAGAGAAGCUGUUUGAUGAAAUGCCCGAGAAAAAUGUUGUUGCUUGGACUACAAUGAUUUCAGCUUAUUCGAAUGCUAAAAUUAGUCACAAGGCUUUCAAGUUUUUGAUUUUCAUGUAUAGAGAAGGCGUUAGACCGAAUAUGUAUACAUUUUCCUCAGUUUUGAGAGCUUGUGAUGGGUUGUUGAGCCUUAAGCAGCUGCAUUGUGCUGUAUUUAAGUGUGGUUUAGAGUCUGAUGUAUUUGUUAGGAGUGCUUUGAUUGAUGUUUAUGCAAAGUGGGGUGAAUUGGAUAAUGCACGGGCUGUUUUCGAGGAGUUUGUGACUGGGGAUUUAGUUGUUUGGAACUCGAUAAUUGGAGCGUUUGCACAAAACAGUGAUGGUGAUGAAGCUUUGAAUCUUUUCAAGAGGAUGAAGAAGGCUGGUUUUCUAGCUAACCAAGCUACAUUAACAAGCACUCUGAGAGCGGUUACUGGUUUAUCUUUGUUAGAAUUAGGGAGACAGGUUCAUGUUCAUGUGUUGAAGUAUGAUCGGGAUUUGAUUCUAAGUAACGCCCUUUUAGAUAUGUAUUGCAAGUGUGGUGGUUUAGAUGAUGCGCGCUUGGUUUUUACUCGGAUGAAGGAGACAGACGUAAUCUCUUGGAGUACUAUGAUAAUUGGGUUAGCUCAAAAUGGAUUCAGUGGAGAAGCUCUACAAUUAUUCGAGAUGAUGAAAUUAUCUGGAAUUCAACCAAAUUACAUAACAAUUGUUGGGGUCUUAUUUGCUUGUAGUCAUGCCGGUCUCUUGAAAAAAGGGUGGUAUUACUUUCGAUCAAUGAAGAAGCUUUUUGGGAUUGAUCCUGGAAGAGAACAUUAUGGGUGCAUGAUUGAUCUUCUAGGAAGGGCGGGUAAACUCGAUGAUGCUGUAAAGUUACUUCAUGAAAUGAACUGUGGACCUGAUGCAGUGACAUGGAGAACCCUUCUUGGUGCAUGUAAAAUUCACAGAAAUACAGAUAUAGCUAUUUAUGCUGCUAAGCAAAUGUUGAACCUAGAACCAGAUGAUGUGGGGACAUAUAUACUACUUUCAAAUAUUUAUGAGAAUUCUCAGAGAUGGGAAGAUUCCAUGUAUCUGAGGAAGAAAAUGACAGAAAGAGGAAUAAAAAAAAAACCAGGAUGCAGCUGGAUUGAAGUUAAUAAACGAAUCCAUGCUUUCAUCUUCCGGGAUGUGUCACAUCCUCAAAUAGAUGACAUUAUCAGGGAGCUGAAUCAGUUGCUUCAUAAACUAAAAGUUGUAGGUUAUGUCCCAGACACGAACUUCAUUUUGCAAGAUCUCGAGGGGGAGCAAAAAGAAGAGUCGCUCCAGUACCAUAGUGAGAAACUCGCAAUUGUAUAUGGUUUGAUGAGCUUGCCGAAAGAGAGUGUUAUUAGGAUCAGGAAGAACCUGAGGAUUUGUGGGGAUUGUCAUCUCUUUGCAAAGCUUGUCGCGAAAACAGAGAAGAGGACUAUUGUCAUUAGAGACCAAGUAAGGUAUCAUCAUUUUCAAGAUGGUACCUGUUCCUGCACGGAUUAUUGGUAAAAGAUAAAAAUUUUGUUUCAUUUGUCAAUUUUUGAUGAAUGUGUAAAGUACUGUAAACAAGGUGAGACAAAAGUUUAGUAUCCACUUUUGUCCUCAUAGAUAACAAUAACAUUAAAAAUCAAAGCUUUAAUCCCAAAAGAUUAGACAGCCUACAUGAACCACUAAAUUUCCAGUGGUAAUCAUUUUGUCUUCAUCUAGUUGGACUUAUUUUUUGUCAACCAAUUGUUGUGAAUUUGUGAUACAAGUUAGUAAUAAGUAUUGGAAAUAAUAAUGCAAAUUAUUAAAAUACAAAUACAAGAUGAUAUUUAU
Amaranthus tricolor (Joseph's coat) is the source of this 2420-nucleotide messenger RNA. Its product is annotated as pentatricopeptide repeat-containing protein At2g03880, mitochondrial. The transcript has a single exon. The record is from RefSeq and is a predicted model, not a curated record. Gene Ontology annotation, molecular function: RNA binding; zinc ion binding; protein binding. Lineage: Eukaryota; Viridiplantae; Streptophyta; Magnoliopsida; Caryophyllales; Amaranthaceae. Bases 195 to 2111 code for a protein of 638 amino acids. Gene Ontology annotation, biological process: RNA modification.